Colletotrichum higginsianum IMI 349063 is the source of this 351-nucleotide messenger RNA. RefSeq lists its product as uncharacterized. The transcript is spliced from 2 exons. The record is from RefSeq and is a predicted model, not a curated record. Lineage: Eukaryota; Fungi; Ascomycota; Sordariomycetes; Glomerellales; Glomerellaceae. The coding region runs from base 1 to 351 and encodes 116 amino acids.
AUGACGAUGGACAUUGCACUUGCACCAAUCCUUACGUACCAGGGCAAGGCCUGUAAGAAGAAGGGCGUGAAACCUCACAAGCAUGGUAUGGUCUAUCACAACAAGCCUCAUCGUCUUCUACCAAACGAGCCAGAGCUUGGAUUCCCGGCCGUGCGAGCCAAGCUCACCGUCGAAGGGGAGAAGCUCGACAAGGCUUCUCGCGUCAACUAUUCGAAGCUUGUGACCAUUGAACACAAUGUCAAGGUCUUCUUCAUCGGUUACAUCAGCCCCGAGCGGAUGGACGAUUUUGCAGGUGCUGUCGACGCAUGCUGGGAGAGCAAGACGCACUCGCACCGGAGAUCAAGGAGAUGA